This is a messenger RNA of Myripristis murdjan (pinecone soldierfish), 2993 nucleotides long. RefSeq names its product scinderin like b (gene scinlb). Gene Ontology annotation, cellular component: cytoplasm; actin cytoskeleton. Bases 113 to 2275 code for a protein of 720 amino acids. The transcript is spliced from 17 exons. Lineage: Eukaryota; Metazoa; Chordata; Actinopteri; Holocentriformes; Holocentridae. Gene Ontology annotation, biological process: barbed-end actin filament capping; actin filament severing; cell projection assembly. The record is from RefSeq and is a predicted model, not a curated record. Gene Ontology annotation, molecular function: phosphatidylinositol-4,5-bisphosphate binding; actin filament binding.
ACACAAAGGCGCUCCAAGCCCCAGUCAUUUCCACAUCUACUGACCCACAUCUGCUCAUCUGCGGAUCUUCUCCUCUCCUCUCUGUCGGGAAUCAUCUCGCAAACUAGUCAUCAUGGUGUCCCAUAAGGAGUUUGAGGGUGCGGGGAAGCAGCCGGGGCUGCAGGUGUGGCGUAUUGAGAACAUGGACCUGAAGCCGGUUCCCAAAGGUCUGCAUGGCAACUUCUACACUGGAGACGCUUACCUGCUGCUCUUCACCACGCAAGCGCCCUCCCAUUACAUCCACAUGUGGAUAGGUGAUGAGUGUACGCAGGAUGAAAGUGGCGCGGCGGCCAUUUUUGCGACACAGCUGGACGACUUCCUGGGUGGCGGGCCGGUGCAGUUCAGGGAGACCCAGAACAACGAAUCCCUCACCUUUGUGGGAUACUUCAAAUCAGGCAUCAAGUACCAGAAAGGGGGCGUGGCAUCUGGUUUCCAGCAUGUAGUGACCAAUGACAUGAAUGUCAAGCGCCUCCUGCACAUCAAGGGACGGCGGGCCAUCCGGGCCACGGAGGUGGCCAUGUCCUGGGCCAGCUUCAACCAGGGAGACUGUUUCAUCGUUGACCUGGGAAAGGACAUCUACCAGUGGUGUGGCAGUGAGUGCAACCGCUUUGAGAGGCUGAAGGCUUCACAAGUUGCCAUCGACAUCAGAGACAACGAGAGGAACGGCAGAGCGAAGCUGCAGAUGGUGGAGGAAGGGGCUGAGCCACCAGCACUCACAGAGGCUCUGGGGCCCAAAACCAGCAUCGCCCCGGCUACCCCUGACGAUGACAAGGUGGACACCUCCAACAGGAAGAAGGGUGCCCUCUACAUGAUCUCUGAUGCGUCCGGUUCGAUGAAGUCCUCGGUUGUGGCCCAGUCCAGUCCUUUCAAACAGGCCAUGCUGUCUCCUGAGGAGUGCUACAUUCUGGACAACGGCGUGGACAGGAACAUCUUUGUAUGGAAAGGUCCCAAGGCCAACAUGACCGAGCGUAAAGCUGCCAUGGCUGCAGCUCAGCAGUUUAUCAAAGAGAAGGGAUACUCUGACAAGACGCAGAUCCAGGUGCUUCCCGCAGGGGGCGAGACCACUCUGUUUAAACAAUUCUUCAGCGACUGGAAGGACAAGGACCAGACAACUGGACCCAGCAAGGCCUACACCAUCGGCCGCAUCGCCAAAGUGGAGCAGGUGCCCUUUGAUGCCUCCACCCUCCACUCCAACAAGGCCAUGGCUGCUCAGCACGGCAUGGUGGACGACGGCAAGGGGAAGGUCCAGAUCUGGCGCGUUGAGAAUGGUGAGAAGGUGCCUGUGGAUCCCUCCUCCUACGGCCAGUUCUAUGGUGGAGACUGUUACCUCAUCCUGUACAGCUACAGGCUGGGAGGCCGCGAGCAGCACAUCAUAUACACCUGGCAGGGGCUGAAGUGCACCCAGGAUGAGCUGGCAGCUUCGGCCUUCCUGACUGUGAAGCUGGAUGACUCAAUGGGAGGCGCCCCAGUUCAGGUGAGAGUGACUCAGGGCCAGGAGCCACCCCACCUGAUGAGCCUGUUCCAGGGCAAACCCAUGAUGAUCCACAGCGGAGGGACGUCACGCAAAGGUGGACAGACGAAGGCCGGAGCCACUCGCCUCUUCCACAUCCGGCAGAGCUCUUCCCGUGCCACCCGGGCCGUGGAGGUGGAGCCCUCCGCUUCCAACCUGAACACCAACGACGUGUUUGUGCUCAAAUCCCCGGAUGCCCUGUUUGUGUGGCGAGGCGUGGGUGCCAGUGAUGAGGAGUUGGAGGCUGCCAAGCAUGUGGCGGGCUUCCUGGGUGGCAGCGCCAACAAUGUGGCAGAGGGCAAGGAGCCAGCUGGGUUCUGGUCUGUCCUGGGCGGUAAGAAGGACUACCAGACCUCCAAGAGUCUGCAGAACAUGGUCAAGCCUCCACGUCUGUUUGGCUGCUCCAACAAAACUGGAAGACUCAUCGUGGAGGAGGUGCCAGGAGACUUCACUCAGUCGGACUUGGCCACUGAUGACGUCAUGCUCCUGGAUACCUGGGACCAGAUCUUCAUUUGGGUUGGCAAUGAGGCUAAUGCAGAGGAAAGGACUGGAGCUCCCAAAAUAGCUAAAGAGUAUGUGGACUCAGACCCCUCUGGUCGCAGGGGGCUGCCCAUCUCCACCAUCAAACAGGGGGCAGAACCCCCAACGUUCACUGGCUGGUUCCAGGCAUGGGACGCCAACAUGUGGGACACAGACCCACUGGACAGAAUCCGUGCCCGUUUCUGAACACCAAACUCCAGGCCUUUGCUCCAAGUCUUACCCCAUACCUAUCCUGCACUUCCUUUUGCCAAUGUAUUUUUCCUCCUGAAUCCCUAAGUGCCAAAAUCCCUAUCUGGGACAGCUGUCUCUCUGCCAGGGUCACGGUGCAGUGCACUGAGCUUUAUGGAUAGGGGUUUCUCAUUAUCAGCAAUCUCAUUUUUUCCACUCCUGUUCUUUGUAGCAUGUCUUUUAUUGAGUGAAGUGGUUUAUUUCAUGUUGUAUCCAACAGUACACCACCUUCACACACACACACACACACACACACACACAUUCAGGCUCUAAUAAGUGAGAGGAGCACAGCAGCAUAGCAAAAUAGAAGGAAGCCAUUUUAGGCAGCUGGAGAAAUCCCCUAUUCCUCCCUGCUCUAAUUCACUGUGGCGCACUUGUGUUCAGGAGACACCACCAUGCUCUCCUUUGAAGUCGACAUCACGAGAGCCAUUUGUUGUUUUGCAGACACAUCUCACUCUGUUACUCCACUGUGUCUCAGUGCAUUGUGUUAUAUCGUUGGUACUAGAAUGUGAUAGUGCUACACUUUUGCGAAGUUGCAUGCAGCUUUUUUUUUUUUUUUUUUAAAACAUAAUAUUCUGUGCUUGUGAAUUUUAAGAGGCAUGUGUCAAAUGUGUUUUGGAAUGACUCCGAUAUGCUCAUAUGAAUACCUUUCAAAUAAAGUUUAAAAUUCCUAGUA